Columba livia (rock pigeon) is the source of this 1501-nucleotide messenger RNA. It is a transcript of the gene ENDOU, whose product is annotated as endonuclease, poly(U) specific. The record is from RefSeq and is a predicted model, not a curated record. Gene Ontology annotation, biological process: immune response. Lineage: Eukaryota; Metazoa; Chordata; Aves; Columbiformes; Columbidae. Gene Ontology annotation, molecular function: polysaccharide binding; scavenger receptor activity; RNA endonuclease activity. The coding region runs from base 128 to 1186 and encodes 352 amino acids. The transcript has 9 exons.
AAGGAGCACCGACAUUGCCAUCCAGGACGCUCUGGAGCAGCCAGCGUGGCAUUGAGGGGACGAUGAAGCCCUGGAUUCUCCUUGUUGGGGCAGGAAUAGCCCUGGGCUGCGUGUCUGGCCGUGAGUAAUGGAGCUUGGCGGCGACAGAGGGGCCCAACCAGCCGACCUGUACACGGCCACCGACUCCUGUGAGGGACGCUGCGGGGAGCCCUACAGCGAGGAAGAUGAGUGCCACUGCAACGCCGAGUGCCGGAGGUACCACAGCUGCUGCCGGGAUUACGACAGGCACUGCCGACCCGGUGGAGAAGGGGCCGAGGAGGCGGCUGACGCCCGCGAGGGUUUCUCUAGGAGACAGGAUGCCAUCACCGACCAGGACCUCCUGCGCAUCUCGGAGCAGCUUUACAAGGCCGAUCACAACAAAGCCCAGCCGACCGACAUCACCCUCAACCCCCAGCACCAGGCAUCCCCUGAUGAGACGGGUGACCAGGAGGACCACUCCCCACAGCCGCUCUACAAAUACGUCAAUGAGAAGCUCUUCUCCAAACCCACCUACUCGAGCUUCAUUAAACUGCUGGACAAUUACCAGAGGGCAACGGGCAGGGAGGAGGAGGUGACGGCAGAGGAGCUGAGGGAGCAGGACAACUUCCUCAAGGAGGUGAUGAAAACUGAACUCAUGAAGAAACUCUUCGCCUUUCUCCAUGAGAAAAACCGUUACGGCUCCGAGCAGGAGUUCGUCGCCGAUUUGAAGGAGAUGUGGUUCGGCCUCUACUCCAGAGGCGACGGCGAGCAGGACUCCAGCGGCUUCGAGCACGUCUUCUCAGGGGAGGUGAAAAAAGGGAAGGUGUCAGGAUUCCACAACUGGAUUCGCUUCUACCUUCUGGAAAAGCAGGGCAUCGUCAACUACUUCAGCCACAACUUCAAUGGACCGUGGGACACGUACCCUGAUGUGCUGGGGCUGCAGUUCAGCUGGGACGGCUUCUACAAGGAGGUGGGCUCUGCCUUCAUCGGCUGCAGCCCCGAGUUCGAAUUCGGCCUCUACACCUUGUGCUUCAUCGCGCGGCCUGGGAGGGCGUGUCACCUGAGCCUGGGUGGCUACAGCCUCAGCGUCCAGACCUACACCUGGACUAAGUCCACCUACGGCGAUGGCAAGAAGUACAUCGCCACUGCCUAUGUCAUCUCACCCUGAGGCUGGGAGAGGGGGGACCCCAAGCCUGCGCUGGGGCCAUGGGCUGCCCCACACUGAGGUCUGGGGCACUGGGCAGGACUCGUCCUGCUGGUGCUUGUGCUGUGGGACCAGUGCAGGGUACUGGAGGGAACUGGGAAGGACAGUGGUGGUCAUGCCCAGUGUGGUGGCAAUGGGGGGAUGGAGACAGCAGCUGCAUCCCGGUGCCAUCAUUGUCGUGUUCCCUGGUCACAGCAGAUGGAGGGAAAGGGGGGGACUUGCCAUGGAAAGCAGCACCCCCGAGCAAAUAAAUACUGACCCUGGAUGGUGACAACUUGA